Molecule: messenger RNA, 1005 nt
Organism: Caenorhabditis remanei
Lineage: Eukaryota; Metazoa; Nematoda; Chromadorea; Rhabditida; Rhabditidae
Exons: 6
Coding region: 1-1005 (334 amino acids)
Source: RefSeq, a predicted model, not a curated record
AUGGUUCCCUGGACCCUGAAAACUUUUCUAGGCUGUGGCCUUGGCCUACUCUCUCUGGCUGGCCUAAUCGUCAACUUGCUUGUCGUGAUCCCAGUAUUCCGUCUGGCAUUCAUCCAAAAUAAGAGUCCAAUCUAUGUGAUUUCAUUUAUAAAUAUAGUCACAGAUAUUGUGAAUGUUUUAAUGUCUACCUUCUAUCUGGCGCCAUCUAUAAUUUUCGAGACCUAUUUUUUCACCGAAAACAAAACUGGAACAAUCCCAAAACUAAUGGGAUCCACUUUCAUGUUCUGCUGGUAUCUGGGAUCUAUGACUCAAAUUGUAAUGGCUGUUAACCGUCUGGUGGUUAUCUAUUUCCGCAGGAGUGAUCUUUUCACGCGGAGAAAUAUCUGUAAACUAUUUGCUCUAUUGAUCCCACUCUCCUUCUUUCUGAUGUACAUGGCACAGUAUGGGACUCCGUGUUGUUUCUUUGUGUUUGACCAUGUUGUUCUAUCCUACUCCUAUAACCAAAUCGAGGGACUGGACAACUACCCGAACAUGUUUAUCGACUUGCCAUUGAACACUGCAACUUCUGUUAUUGCAACGUUUUGCUAUGCUAUGAUUGUCUGGACGGUCAGAGAAUCCACAAAGGGUAUCGCUGCGUCAAUGGCAACUCAACAUAUGAGAAGAUCACGGAAGAAUAGAGAAGUGACCUAUGCCAUGCAAUUCUGCUUCAUCUCUAUGUUCUACACAUUCUCCUGGAUCACGUUCCGUGUAUUCCCUGUGGCCAUCGGUAAUCGUGGGCUUGAAUGGUUCAUUUGUAUCUCUGCUGGAGUCACUAUUAAUAGCAGUGCAAAUGCAUUGGUCUAUCUGAUUAGUAACCAGGAGGUCUGGCGCAAUCUGAAAUCCAGCGGUCUCAACAUCUUCACCCGAGCCACCAACUCAUCGGACGUCGCCAACAACUCGGCAGAUGGUCACAGCAUCGUCCGCCACAGUCAUAAUACCACUACCAAUACAACCUCUAAAUAUUGA